Molecule: messenger RNA, 439 nt
Organism: Eruca vesicaria subsp. sativa (arugula)
Lineage: Eukaryota; Viridiplantae; Streptophyta; Magnoliopsida; Brassicales; Brassicaceae
Source: the annotation of a GenBank genome assembly
AAAAAGGCAAAGCUUUGGCUCCAAAACAAAAAUGGCGAUGAUGAAGAUUCCAAACGAAUACGCAAAGCUAGAGAAAGAAGACCCUAGUGAGAUGAUCCACAGGAGAGCUCAGUUUCUGAUCCAAAAGAUUCUCAAACAAUCCGACACAGAGACAUUGAGACGGCAACAGAAGAGAACUAUCUUGAUCAGAACGUCUUCGUUUAGAGUGGUGGGAAUGAGAAAGAAGAUUGGGAAGAAGCUUAGGAAGCUAAGGAGGACUUGUGUAAUGGCGAAUAGAUAUAGUGAUCUUAUGCCACGUUUCUUUAAAUCUCUUAGGCGUUAUUUCUUAUGUUCCUCUUCUCGGAACGUCUCUGAUCUUCCUCCUCUCUUUGCCAUCCACGUUUGAAUGUUUUCUUUCAGCACUAUAUUUUAUUUUUCCUAUCAUAUUACAUGCAUACAG